AAGUGAAACAAAAAUCCGGGCACUCUAAUAUUCGACCUUGCCAACAGCUGAUACACAGAUCAUUGGACAUCGGUUCAUACAACAUUCAGUACUGAUAACAAAUAAAAUAAAGCAUUGAUAAAUUAUUUUAUAAAAACAAGUUAAAUUAAUAAUGUGUCGACUGCUGUUGGUUAUUAGCUGCCUCGCCGCGAUAAUUUUAAGUACAGCAGCCUAUGAUACAACUACUUGCGAUAAACUACAAGAAAUUUUCAGUUUGAAGGAAAAUCAGCUUACCAAGCACCAAUGUCCAAAAUCGAUAGGUAAGCGAGCAAACACAAUUUAUCUACUCUACGACGUAAAUCCACCAGAAGGUUUCAACUUGCGACGUGAUGUCUAUAUACGCCUAGCCGUAUUCAUACGCCAACUAGCGCGUCGUAAACCAUUUCAAAAUGUAAGGCUAGUGCUACCGCCCUGGCGCCGGUUAUUUCACUGGAAAUCUAGUCAUCUCCCCCAAUAUAGUCUGCCAUGGUCGCAAUUCUUCGAUGUGGAAAGUAUGCGUCGAUAUGCGCCUGUGCUGGAUUUUUCCGAAUUUUUGGAUGAUAUCAGCAAAUUCGGCCUGCUCGAGACGCCCUACAUACAGGUGCAAAACGUUUUCAAACUAUUCCAUUUUCAAGAUAUGUUCGAACAAGGCGUGUUUCACGAAAAGUUCCAAAUUAUAAGCGAAUGUCGUAAAGAAGAACACUUACACGAUUUUUUGUUGCAACAACCAAUGCUGUGGGAGAAGAACUUUACAUGUUUGCGCUAUCAGGGUAGCGUAAAUCUACUUGGCGACCUAUUGCGCCAACAGCUAAACCAUGCCGCAAUGCAGACGAAUGAUGUGAAAGUUUUUGCCAUACUCAACGCCGAGGUAGUACUGCACGAUCAGUGGGGCGAUAGAGAAUUCUGGCGCGCACGACGCUCCAUGCGCUUCGCCGAGCCACUAGUCAAAAUCGCAGAAGAGUAUCGCAUGCGUGAACUAAAUUCAAACAAAGCGCUUGAGCGUGUACAACGUCCGCCAAUUUGGGAGGAGGAGCGCCCUUUUCGUGCAGCGGUAGGUGGCAAUUACCUGGCCGUACAUAUUCGACGCGGUGAUUUUGCGCGUGGCAGACAAAACACCACGCCCACAUUGAAAUCGGCGGCAACGCAAAUACGUGCGCGAAUGGAACUAUUAAAUCUGACCACGGUAUAUAUAGCCACCGACGCCAGCGGCAUGGAAUUGACCAAUUUGAAAGCCUACUUGCAGCGUGUACGCAUGCGCCGCUUCACGCCCGAAUCGUUAGCACAAAAAGCGCUCAUCUUAGAUGGUGGCCAAGCGAUUAUUGAUCAAUUAAUUUGUGCGCACGCGCGGCACUUCAUAGGCACAUUCGAGAGCACAUUUACUUAUCGUAUAUAUGAGGAACGUGAAAUACUGGGCUUUCUAAGGAAGACCACUUUCAAUACGCUGUGCAAGAAUGCAUCUCGGGGUAAUUGUGAAUAUAACUCAAUAUGGCCGAUAGUUUACUGAUGUCAAAGCUGAAGUGCUGAUGGUGCAGCAAUUCAAGAAUUCCUUUUAACCUCAAAAGAAGGUAGUUCGAUUUUAGUUAAUGUAAUGUGUAUGUAUGUAUGGAUAUAUGUAAGAAGAAGGUCUUCAAGCUACUUUUGAAAGAUUUUCCCCUAAAACUGAUUCAAAUGUAUGGAGCUGACGGGCUGCCGGGCUGCCGUUUCUUGACGUCAUAUGUAAUUCUAGGAAUUUUGUUGUAAAAUAAUUUAAGUUCACUCAAUUUAUGUAUAAUAUAUAAGGUAAUUUUACAGGUGUACUCCUAAGAGGCUUUUUAAUAUUCAUAUUUUUUUAAUUAAUAAAUAAAAAAAGAGUUUGUUUAAAAAUUAAAGCUUUUUAAUGGAUAUUCAUUGUGAAUGGCACAUAGAGGACGAUCGAGAUUGUGAUUAAAAUAAACGAAUUUUAUUUUAAAUCCCUCUUAAAUUUGAAACUGAAAUCUUUAGUGUAGUUGGUAUACAAAAUGACACCCUUUAAAUUAAAGAAUUAAAUUUCCGCAUUUUUCUUGAGGUAAACUUUAUUAUUCAUAUUGUUUCAAUUUCAAAAUGUUUUUGUUUUUAAUAAUAUUUACUAGAUUUUAAUUUCUUUUAUUACAUUAUAAACCUUGUAUGUAUGUAUUUAUUUAUGUACUUGUGUAAGUAUUGGAAAUGCUACUCAUCUACAAUCAUGAAUUUUUGAAUAAUUAAAAAUUUAAAACUCCUUUUAUUUGAACAAUA
Molecule: messenger RNA, 2268 nt
Organism: Ceratitis capitata (Mediterranean fruit fly)
Lineage: Eukaryota; Metazoa; Arthropoda; Insecta; Diptera; Tephritidae
Product: GDP-fucose protein O-fucosyltransferase 2
Exons: 1
Coding region: 152-1522 (456 amino acids)
Biological process (GO): protein O-linked glycosylation via fucose
Molecular function (GO): peptide-O-fucosyltransferase activity
Source: RefSeq, a predicted model, not a curated record